This is a messenger RNA of Heteronotia binoei (common prickly gecko), 2420 nucleotides long. It is a transcript of the gene ZDHHC24, whose product is annotated as zinc finger DHHC-type containing 24. Gene Ontology annotation, molecular function: protein-cysteine S-palmitoyltransferase activity. NCBI's taxonomy places the organism in Eukaryota, Metazoa, Chordata, Lepidosauria, Squamata, Gekkonidae. The transcript is spliced from 4 exons. The coding region runs from base 57 to 920 and encodes 287 amino acids. Gene Ontology annotation, biological process: protein targeting to membrane; peptidyl-L-cysteine S-palmitoylation. Gene Ontology annotation, cellular component: endoplasmic reticulum; Golgi apparatus. The record is from RefSeq and is a predicted model, not a curated record.
AAUAACAGGAGGAGGAAGAGAGAACUAGAGCGCGCGCCACUUGCGCAUGCGCUGCUAUGGCUGGCAACGGUUGGGGCCGCAACGCGGUGCCCCUGUGCGCGGGGGCGGUGCUGGGGGGCGCGCUCAUCUUAGAGGUAUUCGUGGUGUUGGUGCAGCUACGGCACGAAGACGGUGACGGGCACGAGCACGAAAAGGGGCAGCCGUUCCCAUUCUCGUCGCUGGUAUCCCUACUCUUCCUGCUCGGGAACGCGCUUGAGAAUGCACGCCGUUUCAUCACCGCCUCACCCAGCACGCGUGGCGUCAUGCUUGCGGGGGCGGGACAAGGAUGGGAUUACUGCUACUCCUGCCAGACCCACGUGCCUCCCCGCUGUGCUCACUGCUUCUCCUGCAAUGUUUGUGUCCUGCGGCGUGACCACCAUUGCACGCUACUGGGCCAGUGCUUGGGCUACCAGAACUACCGCUACUUCCUUUGCCUGCUGCUGCACGGCGCUGCUGCCCUGCUGUUUGGUUGCCUGCUCAACGCCAAGGUAGUCAUGUUGCUACAACAGGAGGGGACUCCUGUCCAUACAGUCCUUCUGCUUGUUGUGCCAUGGCUCAUGCUGCUGAUAGGGCAAGUCAGUGUCACAACCUUCAUUUAUGCCUUUGUGACGGAUGUCUGCAUGGUGGGCUUCCUCUUCUGCACUGGCUUCCUGCUCUUUCAUGUCCUGCUGACACUGCGUGGACAGACGACCAAAGAAUGGUUUGAAGGAGAUCACCAGUACGACUUGGGAUGGCGGAGCAAUCUUCAGGAUGUCCUGGGAGAGCGGUGGUACCUUGUGUGGCUCUCACCCUUCAUUGCCUCUCCUUUGCCAGGGGACGGAAUCACCUUCCAAACCAAGAAACCGAAAUCUGAGCCCCUCACCAAGUCCCGCAACUGCUGAAGGUUACCUUCUUGCUGCUUACCAGGAAAGUUUUGUCUUGGUGCAGAAAAUGGAUGGCUGCCCCCACUGCCUGCCUUUGAACAAAACUUUAGAUGACUACUAUGGAACUCUCAGUAUACUGCUCCUCCUUCAUCAGAUCACCAUCUGUUUUGGUCAUUUUUCUCACCACAGAGAUGCUUCUUUGGUGUUUGAAUUGGUUAGCUUCAUUGAUUGGGAUGGAAGAAAAUAUGGGUCACUUCUGGACCAAUUUCUUCUGGACUUUUCUCAGCCCAACAUUGUGGGGGGGGGGGGCAAAUUUCUUUGCCUUCUUAGUGCUUUUCAAUUAGCUCUUUAGCCCUUACUGUCAUCUCCUUAUUCUCUCAGGCAGUAAGGAGCAUUUAGUAGUUGGAAAUAACAUGAAUGAACUAUAUAAACUUGGUGAGGAACUGCCAGAUCUGUGCUGCAGAUUGUGGAGAUUUCAUCUUAUCGUCUCCUUUCCUUCCCCUCUGCAACAGUUGUGGGGUUGGGUCCCCAGAGAAUAUACAAAACACAUCUGUAGAAAGGAACAGAACUUGGAUUAGUACAUUGUGAGGUUCUGCAAGUGCAGUAUAUUGGAGUUCUGGUGGGGUUUUUUUUACCUACCUCCUUUAGGAUUCUACCAGUUGCCUCACAAUAGUUUGGCUGCAGCAGCUCAUUGCAUUGAUGGCCAGGAGUCUUUCCAUAAUCACUGCUUGUUUACUGCUCACAUUGCCCACUGACUCCUUAAAAUGCUUCCCAUCAAAUCUGGUCGCUACUGAUAUUGUAAAUCCUUGGAAGUAAGCGUCUACUUCUUCUGGACUACUACAAACCCAACAGGAUUGGGAUGAAGAGAGGACUCACCCUCACUGUGUUAAGUCUAAUUAUGAUGUUGCCUUAUAUAGAAAGUCAAACCAUUGGUCCCUCUAGCCCAUGUGAUAGCUCAUGAGAUCCUGGGGAUUGAAUCAAAGAUAUUCUCAGAGGGCAGAUAUUCAGCUAAUGACCCCUCCCCUGUAAGAUGGGAAAUAUUUAUCUAAAACUGUACACUGAGCAGGGCACUACAGGCAUGCAGCUGUAGAGAGGAACAAUGGCGUUCUGCGAAUUUCAGCAGACUCUCAGAAUAGCAACAAAUCCAGAAAACUGCUUUCCCCAGAAAAUCCCUUAGCAACUCUCCAAGGGAGGCCUGGGCAUUGUCAGCCCACACACAUAGUGAGUAGUUGUAACUCCUUUAUACUUUCAACAGUAGGCCAGCAUGCAGUACUAAUAAAUCAAAAAGAGCUGGGGAGAGGCUUGGCAACACCACCAGGCCCGGGUGAUAUCCACCCGUUUCACGGCACCGAGGAGUCAACUUGGCCAAACUCAGUGCAAACCUCUUCUUAUCCAUGGCUUUGGGCAAGCUACUGUCUUAGCUGUUUCAGGUUUUUAGCAUAAAUCUUGACCUGCCUUGUAAGGUUGUUGUAAGGAUAUAAAACCACUGUGCACAUUAAAUUACUAUUUAAACUACAA